AUGGAUUCAACAUAUCGCAAUACUCGUGUCAUGAUCGACACGUCGUCGGACGAAUCAGAGGCUGAUGAACAGGUUGGGGUUUUGAGCGUUUUUCCUUCUCAAAAGAUCAGAAAAAAUGUCGUUAUUUCAGAAUGAAACACCACCACCGCUUCAAAUCGACGACUCAUCGAUCGUCGACGAUUCGAUCGGUUCCACCCAAUCGAGUUUCGCAACGUCUACACCGUUUUCCAAGUCGACGACCUCUUCUCGUCUGGAUCCAUCGUACGGGAGCUCGAAAAACUCGACGGGAAGCCACGACCGGAGCCGCAGUUUCGUGGAGCCGGAUGUGAAUAUGAGUCCGAUCUCGAAGAAACUCUCCGAUUCGAACGAUGCCAAGUCGAAGCAGCAGUUGCGCGAACGGAUUCUGAGAAAGACGGUCAGACAGGACAGUGCGGAUGGUGGUUCGCCGUGUGUGAAAAGCAGUGGAUGGGGUUCGGCGGCCGACGAUCCGGAGUCCAGCGAUCUGUUCACUGCCGCUCUGUCGCCGAUCGUAAAAUCAGCUCCAAGCCGCCCGGCUUUAGGGUUUCAGGAUUCAGCGGUACGUUGAAAACAUGGAAAGUCCAAAAACUCAGCUUUAGAAUCACUUUUCAGGGCGAGGCGGCGCAGAAUCGUCGCGAUGAGAGUGACGAAAUUGUCGAUGACUCUCAUGAAGGCUACGGAACGCCCGAAACGGCAAAAGCUAAAAUCCCCAUCAAUCUCGACGACAGCGACAUCAUCGACGUGACUCCGGAGAAAAGAGAGACGACGAAGAUUCCGCCAGUCGUCGUCAAACUCGACGACAGCGAUAUUAUCGACGUGACCCCGGAAAAGCCGCCGGCCAAAGCUCCGCGCUCACCGAACCGAGCGAAAUUGGAGAAUCUGAGCUACAAGGAGCUGGUUGCGAAGAAGAAUCAGGUGAUGUCGCUGCUCGGUUACUCGGAUAAUCUGCCGGACAAGGGCGCGCGCAUCCGCCUUCAAUUCCAGGAGCUCGACGAUGAAAUCGAGAGGAGAAAGGAGCUGGGACUGGACGAAAAGGACGAAGAUGAUGAUGAUGGUGAUGAGCCGGCGCGUCGUGUUGCUCCGAAGCUUCCGAGCGGGUCGGUGAUGACCAAGAACGGACUGCUCCCUCCGAAACAUUUUAUCGACUUGCCGCCGCCGCAACAAGACCUGAACGCUCUCGUGGGCAGGGACAACAAGAAGCUGAUGAGCGGAAAGAUGACGGACGAAAAGUACAGAAGAGUGCAGGGCAUUUCGGACCGCGUCAUGCAGCAACUGCUCGAGUGAGUGCAACGAAAAUCUGCUUGACUCAACAAUUCACCUUUUCAGUGCGACGCACACGAUUCCGGCCGAAACGGACCUGACGAACACUCCGGCUGGCUUCAAAAUCGAGUUGAUGCCUCAUCAGAAGGGCGGUCUCACGUGGAUGCGAUGGAGAGAAACGCAGCCGCAAGCGGGCGGGAUUCUGGCCGACGACAUGGGUCUCGGAAAGACGCUCUCGAUGAUCUCGCUGAUCGCUCAUCAGAAGAAUGCCCGGAAAGCACGGAAAGAGGCGGGCGAGGAUGGCCAAGACAAGGAGAAGCGGAAAGUGGCGAAGGAGCAGGGAUUAGUCCCAUCGAACGGAACUCUGAUCAUAGCGCCGGCCAGUCUCAUCCAUCAGUGGGAGGCAGAGAUCGAGAGACGGCUUGAGGAGGGCACCCUGUCCGUGUUCAUGUUUCACGGAACCAAGAAGCAGAGGGACAUCGACGCGAGACGUCUCGCCCGCUACGACGUCGUCAUCACGACCUACACAUUGGUGUCGAACGAGCUGAUGGAGAAGAUCAAGACAAAGUCGAAGGCGGACGAGGAUUCAGACGAGGAUUCGGACGACGAAAAGGGUGGUGGCGGCAUCAGAAAGACCGUCGGGAAGGACGACUCGGCGCUGGCGCAGAUCUGCUGGGCACGAGUCAUUCUCGACGAGGCGCACACUAUCAAAAACCGGCUCGCGCAGUGCUCGAAGGCGGUGUGCCGUCUCUCGUGCUACGCCCGCUGGUGCCUGUCCGGAACUCCGAUCCACAACAACCUCUGGGACCUCUACAGCCUCAUCCGAUUCCUGCGAGUUCCGCCGUUCAGCGACGACAAGUACUGGAAAGAGUCGAUAAUGCCGAUGAAGCCGAUCAUGGCGGACCGCGUGAAUCUGCUCACGAAGAACCUGCUACUGCGUCGCACGAAAGAGCAGACGUGCGCGGUGACCAACAAGAAGCUCGUUGAAUUGGCGGAGAAGACGGUGCACGAGCACGACCUCGAGAUGGACGGAGAGGAGGCGCAGGCGUACGCGAUCAUGAUGGAGGCCGCGCAGAAGUUCGUCAAGCAGAUUGUAAAGCAGUCGGACGACAUCAAGAACUACGGAUACGUCAAGCAGCGGCGAAAGAACGGGGAGGAGAUGCAGAAUCCGUUCAAUUGUAAGCAGCCAUUCCAUUUUUUUCAUAUUUCAUUAUCUCAUUUCAGUCGGUCCGCGCAACCUGCAGCUCAACUCCAACUUCCAAAACAUGUCGUGCGUCCUGAUGCUCCUUCUGCGUCUCCGUCAAGCCUGUGUUCACUUCCACAUCACGCGAGGCGGAAUGGAUAUGGAUGCGUUCCAGCUGAUCGGCGGCGACGACAACGUCGACGUCGACGAGAUCGGCGCGCUUCUGGAGAAAACGAUGGCGAACUUGUCGCUGGGAAACGAGAGCGACGAGGAGAACGAGCGGGAGAAGGAAAAAGAGAAACCGACGCCGACGCGCAUCUUCGAGCCGCACUUUUUGAGCUGUAAAAUCAAAAAGACGCUGGAGCUUGUUGAAGAAAUUAUGGGAAAGCAGGAGAAAGUGUAGGUUGCCCACUUUUUUCGAACCUUAGUAAUGCUUUUCUUUUGCAGUGUGAUCAUCUCGCAAUGGGUCUCCGUGCUCAACCUGAUCGAAUCGCACAUCCAACGAGGCGGAUUCAAGUACACGUCGAUCACCGGACAAGUGCUCGUCAAGGAUCGGCAGGAACGAGUGGACAGCUUCAACCGGGAGAAGGGCGGCGCAAGGGUGAUGCUGCUCUCGCUGACGGCCGGAGGAGUCGGACUCAAUCUGACGGGCGGCAAUCACUUGGUGAUGGUCGAUCUGCACUGGAACCCGGCGUUGGAGCAGCAGGCGUGCGAUCGAAUCUAUCGGAUGGGACAGAAGAGGCCCGUGUUCAUCCAUCGACUGGUUACGAAGGGCACGAUCGAGCAGAGGGUCGUGGAGUUGCAGAAGGCAAAAUUGCACCUCGCCGCUUCGAUUCUCGACGGAACGGCGACACGAAAGAUGAACAAACUGACGAUGGCCGACAUCAAAAUGUUGUUCGGAAUCGAGUGA
Molecule: messenger RNA, 3371 nt
Organism: Caenorhabditis sp. 36 PRJEB53466
Lineage: Eukaryota; Metazoa; Nematoda; Chromadorea; Rhabditida; Rhabditidae
Source: the annotation of a GenBank genome assembly